AUGUUCACCAAGAACCUCGUCGCCCUCACGGCUGUUGCCGGCCUCGCCGAGCAGGCCGUCGCCUUCAACUCGCACCGCCAUCUUCACCGUGCGGCCGACGUCAACGUGAAGCGCGACUACGUGACGCACUGGGUCACCGUCUACGAGACCGCCUAUGUCACCGAUGGCCAGCAGGACUCAAAGGCCGCCGCCACCGAGUAUGUCGCCAACUCUGUCCCCGCGCCGCAGCCCACCGUUGCCGCCGCGCCGCCCGUCGUCAGCAGCCAGGCGCCGCCUCCUCCCCCGCCUGCUUCGCCGACCACUCUGGUCACCUCGGCCAAGCCCGCUCCUGUCAACAUUCAGGUCAGCGCCCCGCCGAUCAAGGUCAAGGAGCCGGUCGCUGUCACGUCCUCUGCUCCCGCCGCGACCACCUCCAAGGCGUCCAGCGGCAACGGCGGCUCGAGCGGCCUGUCCAGCAAGCGCGGCAUCGCCUACAACGAUGCCGGCAUGGCCAACAUCUUUGGUGGCGAGUGCAAGACCUGCUCCUGGGCCUACAACUGGGGCUCGAACCCCGGUUCCCUGAACAAGAACAUCAACUUCAUCCCUACUCUGUGGGGUAACAAAGAACCAUUCAUUAGCGCCUGGCAGUCGGAUGCCGAGAAGGCCAUCGCCAACGGCGCCAAGGCCUUGUUCAGCUUCAACGAGUGCGACAACAAGGGCCAGGCCAACAUGCUCCCAACCGACGCCGCUGCCGCCCACACCAAGUACAUGAGCCCGUUCGCCGGCCAGGUUCCCAUUGGCGCGCCGUCCAUCACCAACAGCGGCCAGAAGGGCGAGGGUAUCGAAUGGCUCACGGAGUUCAUGUCGGCGUGCUCUGGUAAUUGCCCGGUCGACUUCUGCAAUGUCCACUGGUACUCCGAGGCCCAGUAUGCCGACACGCUCUUCACCCACCUCGAGGCUGCCCACAAGGCCUGCAACAACAAGCCCAUCUGGCUCACCGAGUUCGCUCCCCUCGACGGCGACGCCGGCAGCUUCCUCAAGCAGGUCAUCCCCAAGCUCGAGUCGCUCGACUACCUCCACGGCUACUCGUACUUCAUGGUCGCCAACGACAAGCUCAUGUCGAGCGCCACGAGCCUGAGCUCCCCCGGCCAGGUCUACGCCGCCCUGGCCUAG
Messenger RNA from Purpureocillium lilacinum, 1152 nucleotides. RefSeq lists its product as uncharacterized. The record is from RefSeq and is a predicted model, not a curated record. Gene Ontology annotation, cellular component: fungal-type cell wall. NCBI's taxonomy places the organism in Eukaryota, Fungi, Ascomycota, Sordariomycetes, Hypocreales, Ophiocordycipitaceae. Gene Ontology annotation, biological process: fungal-type cell wall polysaccharide metabolic process.